AUGUUUGGUGUAUGGAAUGAUUUUAAGAUGUCAGAUACAGGUUUGGACGUAUCGUUUGACGUGUCGCCAGUAGAAGAAUGUGUUAGUACGCAAUAUAGCUGUGAGACAUGUAGUUAUUCAACAUCUAAUAAAAGCAAUUUUAACAAACACACAAAAAGACAUAAAAAAUCUGCCAUGCCAGACAGCAGUUCAACUAAGCCAGAUUGUCAGAGCUCAGCCAAUCCAAUCAGUGUUAGUUCGCCUAUACCAGACAAGGUUGCCAACUUAUGUAAUGUAUGUGGAAAGACCUUUAAAAGUAAGUUUGGGCAUCAGCUGCACGUCAAAAACAAGCAUGAAAUGUCUUACAAGCAUGUAUGCAGCAUAUGCAACAAAGGAUACAAUCAAGCUGUCCAAUACAGAUACCAUGUAUCAAGCCACGUUAAACUGCCGAUGGACAAGUGCACCUUCUGCAAGGCAGAAUUUACCGCGCAUGGCUCUUUGAAGCGGCAUCUACAGACAUGUAAUAAAACAGAUGAAGGUGCAUUUAUUUGUGAAGUAUGUCAAAAGAGUUUUCGUCGGAAAAGUAGUCUAAAAGAGCACAUAAAAGGCAAGCAUCAAGGACCAAGGUUCGAAUGCUCCGCUUGUGGGAACAGGUAUGCAUGGAGAUCAAGUUUGAGGGUCCAUGUAGCCCUUGCCCACAAAAACGAACACACAGAAUAA
Mytilus trossulus (common blue mussel) is the source of this 699-nucleotide messenger RNA. Its product is annotated as telomere zinc finger-associated protein-like. Gene Ontology annotation, molecular function: DNA-binding transcription factor activity, RNA polymerase II-specific; RNA polymerase II transcription regulatory region sequence-specific DNA binding. Gene Ontology annotation, cellular component: nucleus. The transcript has 2 exons. Gene Ontology annotation, biological process: regulation of transcription by RNA polymerase II. NCBI's taxonomy places the organism in Eukaryota, Metazoa, Mollusca, Bivalvia, Mytilida, Mytilidae. The record is from RefSeq and is a predicted model, not a curated record. Bases 1 to 699 code for a protein of 232 amino acids.